Molecule: messenger RNA, 1532 nt
Organism: Nematolebias whitei (Rio pearlfish)
Lineage: Eukaryota; Metazoa; Chordata; Actinopteri; Cyprinodontiformes; Rivulidae
Gene: slc52a3-1
Product: solute carrier family 52 member 3
Exons: 3
Coding region: 28-1368 (446 amino acids)
Biological process (GO): riboflavin transport
Cellular component (GO): plasma membrane
Molecular function (GO): riboflavin transmembrane transporter activity
Source: RefSeq, a predicted model, not a curated record
AUCUCCUCAGACCGACCCUCCUGCAGUAUGGCUCUGCUGGUGCACGUGUUGGCGUGCGCCUUCGGCCUCGGCUCCUGGGUGGCGGUAAACGGUUUGUGGGUGGAACUCCCGCUCAUCGUCAACGUUCUCCCGGAAGGCUGGGAGCUCCCGUCCUUCCUCACAGUCAUCAUCCAGCUGGCCAACCUUGGACCCCUGCUGGUCACGCUCAUGCACAAACUUUUCCCGGGCCGUCUUAACAUGCGGGCCGUCGUUUACUUCAUCCUCUCCAUCGGCAUUGUGUCCUGCAUCCUGCUCGUCUUCUUCUGGGACAGGACUACCAUUGUGGGCGGAGCACCACACAGUACGGCCUUCUUCAUCCUCACCUUCUCCCUUGCUCUGGUGGACUGCACUUCUUCAGUCACUUUUCUCCCUUUUAUGAUGCAGCUCCCACCAAAAUACAUCACUACAUAUUUUAUUGGAGAAGGUCUAAGUGGUUUCAUUCCUGGUGUGGUUGCUUUGGCACAAGGUGUCGGCAUUGCCAAGUGCGUUAAUGUUUCUCAGGAUUUGGGAAACCACACAGGUGGGGAUACGUUGUUACAAACUGAGUAUCUCCCUCCAAACUUCUCCUCAGAGGUGUUUUUCUGCUUCCUAGCAGCCAUGAUGGGCAUAAGCAUGGCUGCUUUUGUUGGACUGAACAGGCUUCCUCGGACGCUCGAACUGUCCGCAGAAAACCUUGUGCUGGACACGACACCAUCUUUCAGCUCCGGGUUGGAAAACCCAGAAGCAAAGACUGAUGGAGGAGGCGAGAAUAACCAAGAGGAAGGACCAGGUAGAAGGAGGCCCAUGCUGAGCUACCCUAAGCACUCCAAGUACCAGCUGAUAUGGAUCUACUUUCUUGUGGUCUGGGUUAAUUCUGCGACCAACGGACUGUUGCCGUCUGUUCAGACGUAUUCCUGCAUGCCCUAUGGGAAUCUCGUCUAUCACCUCUCUGCAGCUCUGGCCUCCGUGGCCAACCCAGUCGCCUGCACUGUUGCAAUGUUCUUUCAAAACAGGUCUCUGGUCUUUCUUGGCGUGCUGACCCUGCUGGGGUCUGGUUUUGGCAGCUACAACAUGGCGAUGGCAGCUCUGAGUCCUUGUCCUUUGCUUCGUGGGUCUGCAGCAGGAGAGGCGAUCAUUGUCCUCUCGUGGCUCCUGUUCAUCGGAACAUUGUCGUAUGUGAAGGUGAUGGUGGGUGUUAUCCUGAGAGAUCGGAGCCACAGCGCCUUGGUCUGGUGUGGAGCUGCAGCACAGGUGGGUUCCCUCCUUGGCUCCGUCACCAUGUUCCCGCUGGUCAACGUCUACCAGUUCUUUGAGUCCGGAGACUUGUGCAACUCUCAGUGUCCUUCAUGACGCCCUGCCGAGACCUGCAGAAACUACGACAGCUGGAGACUCACAUCUGGAGCAACACGUCUGUUGAUUUUUUUCUCUGCCGAACAUUAAAUAAAAGAUAGAAACAUCAUUUUAAGUUACCUACAGACAGGACACAAAGAGGCAGAGAACAUUCACUCAUAAAA